AUGAACACAAACAUCUCUGUGGUGACUGAUUUCAUUCUGGUAGGUUUCUCCCACCUGGCUCACCUCCAGGGCCUGCUCUUCUCUGUCUUUCUCACUGUCUACUUGCUCACGGUGACGGGGAACCUUCUCAUCGUGACUCUGGUUUCAGUGGACGCUGCCCUCCAGUCCCCCAUGUACUUCUUCCUUCGGAUUCUCUCAGCCCUGGAGAUCUGUUACACGUCUGUCACGGUCCCCCUGCUGCUGCACCACCUCCUCACAGGUCAGCGCCACAUCGCUCGCUCUGGCUGUGCUCUCCAAAUGUUCUUCUUUCUAUUUUUUGGCGCCACAGAGUGUUGCCUCCUGGCCGCCAUGGCUUAUGACCGUUAUGCGGCCAUCUGUGAACCACUUCGCUACCCGCUGCUGCUGAACCGUAGGAUGUGCUUACAGCUAGCUGGGUCAGCGUGGGCCUGUGGUGCUCUGGUGGGGCUGGGUCACACCUCCUUCAUCUUCUCCUUGCCCUUCUGUGGUCCCAAUGCCAUCCCACACUUCUUCUGUGAGAUCCAACCCAUCCUGCAGUUAGUAUGCGGAGACACUUCACUCAAUGAACUGCAAAUUAUCUUGGCAGCGGCCCUCAUCAUCCUCUGCCCCUUUGGCCUUAUCCUGGGCUCAUAUGGGCAUAUUCUGGCUACCAUAUACAGGAUUCCAUCCCGUUCAGGUCGCCGCAAGGCCUUCUCCACGUGCUCCUCGCACCUGAUUGUGGUCUCCCUCUUCUACGGCACUGCCAUCUUUAUCUACAUCCGCCCUAAGGCCAGCUAUGAUCCAGCCACUGACCCGUUGCUAUCUCUUUUCUAUGCUGUGGUCACCCCCAUCCUCAAUCCCAUUAUCUACAGUCUUCGGAAUGCUGAUGUCAAAGCUGCUUUAAAAAGGACCAUUCAAAGAAUAAGGCCGGUAGACAUUUGA
This is a messenger RNA of Condylura cristata (star-nosed mole), 939 nucleotides long. Its product is annotated as olfactory receptor 10C1. Gene Ontology annotation, biological process: G protein-coupled receptor signaling pathway. NCBI's taxonomy places the organism in Eukaryota, Metazoa, Chordata, Mammalia, Eulipotyphla, Talpidae. The record is from RefSeq and is a predicted model, not a curated record. Gene Ontology annotation, cellular component: membrane. The transcript has a single exon. Bases 1 to 939 code for a protein of 312 amino acids. Gene Ontology annotation, molecular function: G protein-coupled receptor activity; olfactory receptor activity.